This is a messenger RNA of Nilaparvata lugens (brown planthopper), 451 nucleotides long. RefSeq names its product dual specificity mitogen-activated protein kinase kinase dSOR1-like. Gene Ontology annotation, molecular function: protein kinase activity; ATP binding. The transcript is spliced from 3 exons. The annotation marks the transcript as partial. The record is from RefSeq and is a predicted model, not a curated record. Gene Ontology annotation, biological process: protein phosphorylation. NCBI's taxonomy places the organism in Eukaryota, Metazoa, Arthropoda, Insecta, Hemiptera, Delphacidae.
UAGAAUCGAUGUCCAAAAAUAAAUUUAACCUAACUUUGCCGCCCGGUUCGAUUGAGAGUCAUUCAUCACCUAUAGUUCCUGUUGUUGCUGCAGCUUCGUCUAAUGAUACAGAGAAGACAACUUGUAAGACGAGUAUAGAGGUGUUGCAAGAACGUCUGGAGGAGUUGGGCAUGGACGACACACAGCGCAAGCGCAUGGAGUUCUUCCUUUGUCAGAAGGAGAAGAUCGGGGAGCUGGCAGAUGACGAUUUUGAAAAGCUGGGGGAGUUGGGUGCCGGAAACGGAGGGGUCGUCAUGAAGGUCAAGCACCGGUCGAGCGGACUCAUAAUGGCCAGAAAGCUGAUACAUCUGGAAGUGAAGCCGGCCAUUAAAAAGCAGAUAAUCCGUGAAUUGAAGGUUCUCCACGAAUGCAACUUCGCUCAUAUCGUUGGAUUCUAUGGAGCAUUUUACAG